Messenger RNA from Phodopus roborovskii (desert hamster), 2623 nucleotides. RefSeq names its product Src homology 2 domain containing E (gene She). The coding region runs from base 231 to 1715 and encodes 494 amino acids. Gene Ontology annotation, molecular function: phosphotyrosine residue binding. The record is from RefSeq and is a predicted model, not a curated record. Lineage: Eukaryota; Metazoa; Chordata; Mammalia; Rodentia; Cricetidae. The transcript is spliced from 6 exons.
GGAGUGUGGGCAGGGCUGCCGGGGGCUUCCGUGGGCUCGGCCUCGCCCACCUCAGGAGGAAAAGCAGGGGAAGCCCCGGCGCCCGGCGGCCGCCAGCCGUGCAGCGCAGAGGACACGGCGGUCCCGUCACCGCGCCCGUCCAGCUCCGGGCCGAGGGGUCCCACCCUGCCGGACGCGCGCGUCUCCCGGCCAGGGGCCUCGCGGCGGCCUCCAGCGCCCAGCCCCGGGGAAUGCGGCGGCCCCCGGCCCCUGGCGCCACUCGGUGUCUCGGCUGGGCUUCCUCGCUCGUCUGCUCCGCGGCCUCGACGCUCCCGGCCCCCCUGAUGGCGGCGAAGUGGUUCAAGGAGUUCCCGCUGACCCUGAAGACCGCGUCGGAGCGCGCCAGGCCCGGGGGCGCCGGCGGCAAGCCGCGCAAGAACUCGGAAACGGGCGGCGCGGCGCCCACCCCGGGCAAAGGCCGGAAGAACUCGGCGGCAGAGCUUGGGGGCGGCAGGGCGGGCAGCGGACCCCCUAAGGACAGCCGGCUGUCCCGGGACAGCCUGCAGGGGCUGAUCCAGGCCGCGGCCGGCAAGGGUCGUAAGAACUCCAGGGUCACCGCCACCUCCACGUCUGCCACCACUGAGGAGGAGCCCCACCGGGGCGCGGUGGCCAAGAGCGCGGGCUGCAGCACCUACAUUAGCAGGCUCAUCAAGGUGGACACGCAGGAGAAGAACGGCAAGAGCGGCUACCCGGGUGGCGGCAGCAGCACCAGCAGCUCCUCUUCCUCUGCAUCCUCUUCACCGUCCUCCCUGGGCCCCGAGCUGGACAAGGCCAAGAUUAUGAAACAGCAAGACACGGUCAUCAUUUUAGAAGACUACGCUGACCCGUAUGAUGCCAAACGGACAAAAGGUCAAAGGGACGCAGAGAGAGUGGGUGAAAAUGACGGCUACAUGGAACCCUACGAUGCACAGCAAAUGAUAACAGAAAUCAGACGUCGUGGUUCCAAAGACCCCCUGGUGAAGGCCCUCCAGCUGCUCGAUGGCCCAUGCGAGCCAGGGGAGAGUAUGAAGGUAGAGGCCACAGCCAAGAGACGCAGCUCCAAGGACCUGUUGGGGAAGCCGCCACAACUCUAUGACACCCCCUACGAGCCCCCGGAGGGUGGCCAACGAGGGGCAGAGGUGAAGGCACGGCCAGCAGACAGCAGGCUGCCAGAGGAGGAUGACCGGCCUGCCGCCGAGUAUGAGCAGCCCUGGGAAUGGAAGAGGGAGCAGAUCGCACGAGCCCUGUCAGUCCAGUUUGAGGGACCUGAUCGACCUCCCAGCAAAGAGGAGACAGGGAGACCACACCACUGGCAGAAGACCUUGAAGCCGACCCUGUCAGACCACAGUGACAGGGAGAAGGUGGACCCGGGCCUGGCCCUGGAAAAGCAGCCUUGGUAUCAUGGCACCAUUACCCGAGCUGAGGCUGAGAGCCUACUACAGCCCUGCAAAGAGGCUGGUUACCUGGUCCGAAACAGUGAGUCAGGCAACAGCAGGUACUCCAUUGCACUGAAGACUAGUCAAGGGUGUGUCCACAUCAUAGUGGCUCAGACAAAAGACAACAAAUACACCCUGAAUCAGACGAGCGCCGUGUUUGACAGCAUCCCUGAAGUGGUACACUAUUAUUCCAGUGCAAAGUUGCCUUUCAAAGGGGCAGAACACAUGACCCUACUCUACCCCGUGCACAAGCUUCACUAAAGUUUAACCAGCAAGAGCCCAGGCACCUUCGAGGGCAUUGGCACCCACCCAGCAUCAUGUGGACAGGACUCUGUCUGCUGCUGCAGACUGGGAGUUGUCACCUAGAAGUCAAGCAGCCUUUGAUCUUAAAUCCAGGACAUGUGGUCUGAUCUGUUCUUUCUCUUCCUUCCAAGUAGCUAUUCUAUAAGAAAGUAUUGCUUACCUGUUACCUUCUCCCUUAGAGUAGGAGGUCUGUUUGAGGUAGACUAGAGUUCAGGAGCACUAACUUGUCCCUCAUUGCUAUUCUGAGUGCCUGGCCUCUGAACAACAGAAAACUCCUCAGCCUUUACUGGUGGUCACGUGGACUGGAAGAUCCUUCAGUGUGAGCCCCCAUGGGGAAGUGGAUGGACAGUGGGAAAUGGGAACAAUGGACAGGAAAGCUGUCUUUCUCCAUGUCCUGAUGCAGCUGUGGCCUUCACACACAUUCAUAACUUAAGGGCCGUGCAAGAGGAUUGUUUGGCUGGUCAGCCCUCCUAAGAACAGUAUUUGCUUUCUUGCUUUCUCUGGACCUCCUCAUCACUUCUCAGAAAAUCAAUAACACAAGCAAAAAAUUGGGUGGAAGAUCCCAGAUUAAAGUGUUACCAACGCAAUCAAGUAGUGACGUCCUUUGUGAAAUUCUGAUUAUUAUUAAGUGUGCUCCAACGACUUGAUUUCUGAUUUUUAAAGAACUCUACAGAGCUCAACAACUGGUUUAUUAUUGAAUGAUCAUGUAAUUCAGACAUCUUUUGUUUUCCCUUUGUGCAUUUUAGUUGUAUGAAAUCAUCUUUAAGUUUUCUUUCUAAAAUUAAAUUGGCUCAAUAUUUUUGGUAAAUUUUUACAACAAAAUUGGGGUCCAAUUGUAUGAACUGAGUCACUGGUCUGGGAAAAUC